Messenger RNA from Drosophila persimilis, 1539 nucleotides. RefSeq names its product GDP-mannose 4,6 dehydratase (gene Gmd). Gene Ontology annotation, molecular function: GDP-mannose 4,6-dehydratase activity. Gene Ontology annotation, biological process: GDP-mannose metabolic process. The transcript has 3 exons. The coding region runs from base 78 to 1247 and encodes 389 amino acids. Lineage: Eukaryota; Metazoa; Arthropoda; Insecta; Diptera; Drosophilidae. The record is from RefSeq and is a predicted model, not a curated record.
UACGCUGCAUCGAGUCGAGUCGACGUGAAAAGCAAGUAUUAGGCUUAGUAAAACAGUUAAAAGUAUUUUCAAUUAACAUGUCGAGGUGCGAUGGGGCCAGUGGAAGCAAGAAACCGCGGUCGGACAGCAACAGCAACUGCAGCAAGGACUUAAAUGGUUCGGCGGACGGCACCGGAGAUGUAGGCGUAUCUCGUGACAAAGUCGCGCUGAUAACCGGCAUAACGGGGCAGGAUGGCUCAUACUUGGCAGAGUUCCUGCUCAAGAAGGACUAUGAGGUCCAUGGGAUUAUCAGACGGGCCAGCACCUUCAAUACUACACGCAUUGAGCACCUCUAUGCUGAUCCGAAGGCGCACAAGGGCGGAAAGAUGAAACUUCACUAUGGUGACAUGACGGAUAGCAGUAGCCUUGUGAAGAUUAUCAACAUGGUAAAGCCCACAGAGAUAUAUAACUUGGCAGCACAAUCACACGUGAAAGUAUCCUUCGAUUUGAGUGAAUACACGGCCGAAGUGGAUGCCGUGGGUACUCUACGCAUACUCGAUGCCAUUCGCACCUGUGGUAUCGAGAAACUUGUGCGGUUCUAUCAGGCUUCCACAUCGGAGCUGUAUGGUAAAGUCGUGGAGACGCCACAGAAUGAGCAGACCCCAUUUUAUCCAAGGUCGCCGUAUGCCUGCGCCAAGAUGUAUGGUUUUUGGAUAGUCAUCAACUACAGGGAGGCCUACAAUAUGUACGCCUGCAAUGGAAUCCUCUUUAACCACGAGAGUCCGAGGCGCGGAGAGAAUUUUGUUACCAGAAAGAUAACGCGAAGCGUGGCAAAGAUUCUCCUGAACCAAAUGGAAUACUUUGAGCUCGGAAACUUAGAUUCGAAGCGGGAUUGGGGCCACGCCAGUGACUACGUGGAGGCAAUGUGGAUGAUGUUGCAGCGUGACAGCCCAUCGGACUAUGUGAUUGCCACCGGAGAGACGCACAGUGUACGUGAGUUUGUUGAGGCUGCCUUCAAGCAUAUUGGACGCGAGAUAACGUGGCAAGGCAGCGGUGUAGAAGAGGUAGGCAUAGAACGCAGUACUGACACUGUUCGCGUUCGCAUAAAUCCAAAGUAUUUCCGGCCCACGGAGGUGGACCUUCUGUUGGGUGAUGCCUCGAAGGCCAAGCGGGAGCUUAAUUGGACGCCAAAGUGGAGUUUUCUGCAGUUGGUCAGCGACAUGAUGAAUGCCGACAUCGAGCUCAUGAAGAAGAAUCCCAUUGCAUAGAGCAUUGAGCUCAUGAAGAAGAAUCCCAUUUCAUAAAGCAGCGCCCAUUCCUCCCUGGACUAGGACUGCAAAUGGCACAAAGCUCUCUGCCCCGUCCUUGCGGAUCUAUAAAUUACAUAUACAACAAAUAGUCUUAGGCAAUGGCAAGUGAUCAAUGUAUUGGAUUUGUAACUUGUUCUGUGUUCUCUGUGGGAUUCGCAAUCAUUCCUUUUUCGUUUUGUUCUGUUUGUGAUUAUAUGUAUUUUUUUUUACCAAAUCUAACGAAUAUUUGCAAUAAAUAAGUUUAAAUCAA